Messenger RNA from Pelagomonas calceolata, 8017 nucleotides. Lineage: Eukaryota; Pelagophyceae; Pelagomonadales; Pelagomonadaceae. The record is from the annotation of a GenBank genome assembly.
CACCCAUGCUCGCGCCUUCCAUAGAAAGGGCUGCGGCCUGAGCGGCAUCGCUGCGAGACGCCCCGGUCCACGAGACGUGAAGGCUGAAGGAACCACAAGGUGGGGCUGCCCACAGCACACAUGGCACCGGGCCGAGUAAGCCUGCCGCCCGCCGUCGCCGCGAACCCGCUCGCGCGCCCCGUCCCGCGACCCCAGCAGAAGCGCAAGAAGAAACAAGAUGGCAUCAGGGGCCCGGGCGGCGUGCGCUACGGACUGGCGCAUCAUCUAGAUGAGCCGUCAGAGCUCACCGAAGCGAACCCCGUCAGGAGACGACGCAAGGCCAUGCGUCGAGUCGAUUCUCAUAAACCGGUCUUCACGGACCUGAUGAAGGCGGCCGCUGUUGGGAGACAGUCGGAGGUCGAGUAUCUGCUCACGCAACCAGAAACUCUAUUAACACUGUUCGCCACGGAUCGAAGCGGGAGGAACGCCCUGGAGUGGGCCCGGCAGAAGAAGUUUGAUGGAUGUGCUUCUCUGAUUCAGGAAGCCAUGUCUCGAGAAGUGCGCGUGCGCGCGGAGGACCGCGAGGCUCAGGAGCGCAUUUUUGAUUUGAAGAGGAUCGUGCGGACGAAUGGGCGCAUCCGGGCCGUCGUCGAGCACGCGAUCAAUGAAAGAGAUAUAGUUACUAUAUCAAAUUGUGUGGACGGAGCAGAUUUCGAUCGCCAGGAGUAUGUCAGAGCCUGCAAUUUACUCCAGGGCUACAUGAAUAGACAUAGCGACGAGACGAUGAUCACGGACAACUCUCAAGAAGAAUUUGAUCCGGACCCCGAGGCGUACUACGUGGACGUCGAGACGCUGGCUGGUAGUGAUUCAGCGUUGAAAAUCUGUGAUCUGAUGGCGCCACGCGUCGAUGGCGUCGAGGUGGCGCUGCCGAGACGCCGUCGACGAGAGAUCGCCCCGCCCGCACAAAUAUCUCACAAAACGACAACGCAGGCACGGCGCUCUUCGUGGCCUGCGCCGAGAACCAGGUCGAACUCGCCGACAAACUGUUAACAUUAGGCGCGGUCGUCGACUUCGAGAACCAGCGAGGCCACACGGCAUUAAGUUGGGCGUGUGUGUGCGGCGCCGACAAAGUCGUGGAACUCUUAUUAACGCACGGCGCCGACCCGAAACGCAAAUCUAAAUUGGAGGAACGCGUACCGCUCGCCCAUGCGGCGCAGCACGGCCACGCGCGGUGCUGCCAGAUCCUCCUGGACCGAUUACUGUUCGACGCGCAAAUGAAGAGACAUGAGUUACUCAAACCGGGCCGCGAUUUACCGGAAAAAGAAGCUUAUGUGGUCGAAAGGCACUGGAUGCGCGACUUCGAAGAAAAUGUAUCAUAUGUCGAUCCUGGUACGGAUCUAACCGCCCUCGAGUUAGCCAAGACGGCACCGGACUGCGACGACUGCGUGAAGGUCUUGGAGAUGGCCGAAGCAAGAGUCUUACAACGUAAACAAGAACUCGUGGCGUUGGACCUGGGCCAAGCGCCCGUCCAGUGCCCGCGCGAAUGCGGCGCCGGCCUCAUGCAACAAUGUCGUUUGACCUACCAUAUGUUGAAUGAAUGCGACUUGAGGCCGACGGGCUGCGAUAAUUGCGGCGGGACCUUACCUUUGAGGUAUCUCCAACAGCAUAACGAGACCGAAUGUCCCGCGCGGAAAAAAGCCUGUAAGCUCUGUGGUGUCCAAGUGCUACUCCCGCAGAUGUCUGCUCAUCAUAAUUUCUUGUGUAGAAUGCGGUUAGCGGCUUGUCGACUCGGGUGUGGUGCGCAGUUGCCCGUGACACAGUUGCCAAGGCAUGAGGUCACGAAGUGCAGGUGGCGAGGAGUGCCUUGCCCCAUACCGGGGUGUGGUCGCGAAAUCCGAGCGAAAGAUCUUAAGCAGCAUAUGAAGGAAGAAUGUUUAAGGAGACCGGUCGGGUGUCGACUAGGUUGUGGGCUGAAGGUGCCUUACGAGGAACGCGAACACCACGAGAACAAUGUUUGCACUAGACCAUGCAUGUGGUGUGGUGAGCGCAUAGGACCCGAGAGUCGUAGGAGGUUGCACGAGCGCUUCCACUGCCCGAAGAGGCACGUGCAGUGCCCGAAUUUGUGCGGCGUCGAGGGCGUCGCGGAAGAAGAUAUGGAGGCGCAUUGUAUCAAAGAUUGCCCCCUGUAUCCGUCGGCGUGUCCGAACGGGUGUGCCUGGACGGGUUAUCGGAGGGAAGUGCGCAUCCACAUCGACGGCGAAUCCGGGAGUUGUCCGGAGCGGAAACGGAGGUGUAGGUACGACAUGCUGGGACGACGUAUUCGAUUCCGAACGAAUGAACAACCCCCUUGCCAUUCCCACGAGCAGUACAAGGCCGCCGAGACGGCGUUUCGUAUGAUGGACGCCGAUGGCGACGGUGAGUUAACUGCAGCUGAGAUCUAUAACGCCCUCGUGAAGCUGGGCAUGCCGCAGACCAUCGACUAUGUCCGGGAUAUCGUGGAGAAGGCCGAUGAGGACGGGAACGGGACUGUCAGUCGUAGGGAGUACCUCGAUGCUGUCGCAGCAGACUUGAUACCAGAGGGCUGGAACCGGAAGUGGGAGACGGGUCAACUCAGGAAGUAUGAUGUAUCUUCCGAUCAAUACUUAGUUUUUUGUUCUACAAGACCACCUCAACAUAUGCGGCUCUGUGAGAUCGAGGGGCUACAGAUCAUCGAUUCCCAUGGAUACAAGUGCGGCUUCAUCAAGGGCAAGGACAUGGCUGAACACCUUUCAGAAGGUUGUUGUAGUAAACCCUUCGCCGGUCGAGUUCCGGACGAUAGUGAUUCGGACGAACCGAUCGGCUCGCCACUAUCACAGUCCUCGCGCUCCUUUGUGUCAGAUGAUAGUGAUAUGGAAGUGCCGGAGGGUAAAGCACGACCACGAAUAACAUCUCUGGAAGACGCCUUCGGCAAGCCGCCGGACAUGGAGGGCAAGAUCAUUAAUCCGAUAGAUGUGGACCCUGAGACAGGUGUGGCUUAUGGUUCGACGGCAAAGCGGUGCAAGUACGGCUGCAACGCGUCGUUUCCGUUGAACGAGUUGGGCAUCGAUGCCUAUCAACAUCAUCGAGAUAACGAGUGCCCGAAACGGCCCGUGACGUGCGAGUACUGCGGCGAUAGCUCGUUGUGGGCCGAAGAGAUGGACGAGCACCUACUCAAAUGCCCGGUCAAGACGUACAAACCCCCACCGCCGGGCUACAAGUGCGCCUGCGGCGAGUGGGUCCUUCGCAAGAAUCAGAUCGACCAUAGCGUGACCUGUGUGGCCAAGCAGCAGUACUGCCCCGGCGGCUGCGGUCUCAAAAUGCUUGUAAGUGAGGUCGAAGUACAUAUGAAGGAGAAGUGCCCCAAGAGGCACCUAAGACGAGGUGUGCUCGUGGAUUGUCGGUUAGGGUGCGGCGCGUCGGACAUCCCGUUCGCGUUGGAAUUCCAACACAUCACGACGGAGUGUCCUCGGCGCAUCGUCGAGUGCGCGCCGGGCGUCGGGGGCGGCUGUCUGGCGACGUUUCCGGCGAGCAUGUGGGAGGAACAUGCGCACGUCUGUCCGUGCCGACCGGUGCUCUGUGGCGCGGGCGCCGAGGGCUGUGUGCGGGAAUUGCGAUCGUGGGUCUCUCAGGACAAACGGCUGGUGAGAUGCGACGUCCACAACGCGUCGGCUUUACUCUUUGCCGUGCGCGCGAACGACACGGGUCUGUUGUACCACUUGAUCGACGCGUGUAGCAGAAACCAGCAAGAGUUAGAGUUAGAAGCAUCGGACGGCCACAAUGCCUUGACCAAGGCCUGUGAAGAUGCGAAUCUAGAACACAUUGAGAUUUUGUGGCGAUGUGGCGUGAACGUGAACCGAGAAACAGGAAGGGGAAGAACAGCCUUAAUAGAAGCGGCCAAGAACGGCCACCAGGACGUUUGUAGAUUUUUGGUGGAUCGAGGUGCGAACAUCAAACACCGAAAUAGAUUAGGUAAAAGCGCGCUGCAGUGGGCGGCGCUGUCUGGCCAUGUAGCCGUGCAAAGGCAGAUGCGGAGGGACGCCGACGUCCAGGAGUCCAUGGCCGUGUUGUUUACGCAUGUUACUCGCGGGGAUUUGGCGGCGGUCCACGAAGUGGUUAAAGAAGGAGAAGUGCAUACGACCGGAUGCAUUUUACAGCUGUCGAAUGAGUUACUUGAAGAAGAUAGAUUGUUGGAAGUCGCGCAAACUUCCUUGAAAGCCUCGGAGAAGGAGCUUAUUGAAUUUCAGCAGAAGGAAAGGGAAGGCUUGCACAACUUGGCGUCUUGCUCUCGGCUAGCUUCAUUGGUCGAGGGCCUGGCAGAUCAAACGCUAGACGCUCGUAAAAGACUAAAUGCCAUGAGUGCGGAAAAACACCGGAGAUGCGCGUUGCAGCUGAAAACGAUCGAAAGUGCCGAUCUGUCCGAAGUGAUGGAGUUGAAGAGUAGUGCCGUUGCUGAUAGGGUCUAUAGGGUCUUUGUUUUAUGCUGUAUGUUGCUAGGAGUGGAAAUACCGGAAGGUAGCAUGGUGAGGAAGCCCGAGGAUCCGGUGGGAGAUGCGCAAGUCAUCGUCGAUAAAUGCAAGAAGAAGUUAGAGAGGGCGCAGUCGCUGCCGGACCAACCUAAAGCCACGGACACGGCCGAAGAGGUCAAGACCAUGCUCGCGGAGAAGAAAGCCGCCGUCGACGAGGCCAUGGCGAAGAUGAACGACGCGCUGGAGGGGCUGGAAACAGCUAAGAAUAGAGCCGAAGCGCUCAAAGUCAACGAGAAGACGAACGUACCUACGGAGCGCGAGAAGAAGGCUAGAGUGAAGUUACGAGCCCAGACCUGGCGGGCCUGCAAGAAGCUGCUGAAGAUGAAGCCGUCGAUCGAGAAAAGAUUACGGUUCUUCGCUGAAGGGAGUGCGCCGAUUGACGAUGAAUUAGUGGACUUGCUAAGGGAGCGGUACGGCGACGAAGCUUGUUUCAAAAGAGAUCGUGAAAAGAAAGGGCAGUUUGAGAAACCUUCAACGGUUGUCGAAGAGGAGGACGACGACGAGCCGGACGAGUCGCAUCUGAAGCCGGAGGAUCGGACGACGCCGGAGGAUCGAGCGGCCGCGCGAGCCGUGAAAGCCGCCGCGAAGUACGCCAACGAGGUCGCCGACCGGCCGCCCUUCUUCACGCUGGAUGGAGAUACCGGGACGGCGGUCGACGCGAUCUCGAAUGCCGAAGUGGAGGGCUAUCAUGUCGUCGGUGUACUGGCUUUAUUUGCCAAUGCGCACAUCGCGUCUUGCGAGAGUGCGCAUGCGCAGAAACGCCUGGAGAAUACGGAGAGGCAGUUGCGCAGUCGUUUUGACGACGAUCGCGCACCGGCAUUACUAGCUGCCAAGCGCUACGCGUAUGUGGCGCAUAGUAGAGUGAAGAUGGUUCGAGAUGAAAGAGACCAGUGGAUCAAGGAGGUUUCUUUCCGUAAAAGAAGAGUGCGCGCGUGGGAAGGUAAAGUACGAGCGGCUCGCGUGCUGCAGCAGUACACGCCGCAGGGCCACUCGCUGUUGACUUGGGCGUGCUGUUUAGGUAUAGAACAAAUAGUGGAGGAGUUGUUAGAUCACGGGGCCUGCCCGGGCGUGCCUGACGUCGUGCUGGCGGAAGCCAGUCGUGUCGUCCAGCUCGUCUUCAGACACCACUUAUGGCGCAAGGAACAGCGGAAGCGCAUCGAAGCGUCGGCGUAUGCUCGAUCAGCUACGGAGCGAGCCAUGCGCACACGAAGAGAAACGGAGCACUGCUUUGAGUUAGCUAGGGUGCUACAGGUGUACAAAGACAAGCGGGGCGCCCACCGCGUGCCGUUAUGUGAAGCGGCCUACAACGGCAACCACGAAUGCUUCGAGGCGUUCAAAAGACGUAAAUUGCUCAGAGGUGGAAGUUCUUUGUAUGAAACGGUACUAUACCCCGAGGCCCACUUCCCGUAUCGACGAAGGCAACCCGACGAACCCAAACCAAAGUAUAAUGUGGACGAGUGCGCCAAGUUCGGUGCGUCCGACCUACGAAUGAUGGACUGGCGCCACGGCGUCGGCUGGGUAUACGACGAGGAAACUCCAAGGUCGUUGACACUAAUUGCGGCCGAGGAGGCCUGGCAGGGCCACCUGCAGGCGGUCCGAGCCGGUAUCCAAUCGAGAAGCGACAAGGUACGUACCAGAAAGGAACGGGAAGCCCACAGGGCCGCCGUCGACGCCCUGGAGGAGGCCUUGCGAAAAGACGACUUCAUGCGCAUCGGCCAGAUAUUUGAUGAAGGAGUUGUUCCGGUGGACCACGAGGACCCGUCGACGGGCUUGACGCCGUUGAUUGCUGCUGCGCGUGAGGAUACAUCGAUGGAGACGCGCAAAAAGUGCCUUAAUGAUGCCAAUGAAGUUAUUUUAGCGGUGGCGUUUCUGUUGGAUCGACCGAAAAGAAGGCCGCUCGUGGACAUGGAGAACCGAUGGGGCAACACGGCCCUUACGAUGGCUAUUUGCAAGGGUCGCGCGGAUGUCGUCGAGGCUUUACUUGAGAGGGGUGCUGAUGUUAAUCGCAAAUCGGAAGGGAGGAAGGGCUGGACUCCAUUAAGGUUCGCUGCUGAAAGGGACAAGCCGAAAUGCGUGGAGUUACUAUUAUUGCGGGGUGCAGACCCCAACAUGAAAGGUGACGAUGGUCGGACGCCCUUGGACAUCUGUGUCAAGCGGGGCCACAUCGAGGCGCAAGCGGCUCUCCAGAGGACGAUGCGCCAGGCGUUCGUUGGGAGUGUGCAGAAGCGCGACGCCGCGUUACUCCAAGUGUGCUGUGCGUACGGGUGCGGCGCGUUCGUGCCCCAAGAGUCGGACGAUCCGCAAGCGUACGAAGAGCACCACGCCCAGUGCCCGAAGCGGCCCGUCACCUGCAAGUUUUGUGGUGAUUCCGAGUUGUGGGCCGAGGAGCUGGAGGCGCAUCUCGAGUUGUACUGUAAAAUUAGGCGCAUCAUGGACUGUCCUCUGGGAUGUGGUAUUACUUUCAGGGAAGGCGACUUGUCCGAACAUUUGGUAGAGUGCAAGAACCGCGUGGUCGUCUGCGACUGGUGCGGCGUCGAGGUGUUUGAAAAUUCCUACAAGACCCACAAGGACUAUAGAUGUCCCAUGAGACCGAAAGUAGAAAAGAUAAGACCACCGACGCCCUUAGAUCCGGAACCCUGCGAGUUGUGUGGCGCCUUUUAUUUCAUGGACAAGAUCUCGCCGGAGGCCCACGACUGUCCCGUCAUCCGCGUGGCGCCGUGUCCGAACAAGUGCGGUGUGUCAUUGCGGCCGCCCGAGCUCCAAGAACAUUUGAAGAGAGAGUGCACGCACCGCUGGGUGCCGUGUGAGCGGGGAUGCGGCCUCAAGAUCCGAAAAUGCGACAUGCGCAUGCAUCUGGACGGGCCCGGGCCGCCUGGUAGUAGGUGCGGGCUCGUUGAAAGGUACUGCGACGAUUGUCAACAGCCCGUCAAAUUAGCGUUGUGGGACGCUCAUUUAUCAUCUACUUGUCCGAGACGGAAAGUCUCGUGUCCCUUAUGUGGUACCGAAGUUUAUGCGAACGAGUUGGACAAGCACAAAUCUGACAAGUGUCCGAUCCGCCUGGUGAGGUGUCCCAACCAAAACUGCUACAAGGAGCUGCCCCUCAACCAGAUGAAGGUCCAUGCGACGACGGAGUGUCGAAAGAGGGAGUUGAAGUGCCCCCAGGGCUGUGGCCUGCUGAUGAACGUGAAGCGACUCGCGAGGCACAUGACGCACCGCUGCCCGAAGCGGUACGUCGAGUGUCCUUUACAAUGUGGUGCUAGGUUUAGGGCCGAGGAGGAGACUUAUCACCUGACGCAGCAGUGCGUGAGAAGGCACGCGGCCGCGCACACGGGCGAUUUGGACGCGCCGUCGCCCUCGAAGCUGGACAUCGAAAAGGAGGCGGCGCGGAAGGCGAAGAAAGACCGGUUUGCUGCUGGUGUUUAGUUCCGGCUUGGGGAACCUAAGAAUUAUUUGUGUUACGUACUUCCGCCGUCCGUGUGUGAGCAAUCAUGAUG